Messenger RNA from Bombina bombina (fire-bellied toad), 936 nucleotides. Its product is annotated as putative protein TPRXL. NCBI's taxonomy places the organism in Eukaryota, Metazoa, Chordata, Amphibia, Anura, Bombinatoridae. Bases 1 to 936 code for a protein of 311 amino acids. The transcript has 2 exons. The record is from RefSeq and is a predicted model, not a curated record.
AUGGGUAAGCAAAUUAAAAGAGAGGGAAACAAGGCUUCUCCCAGAGUAAACAAGCAGACCAUGAGCCCAACGGCAUCUGUAAACAACCAGCCCAUGAGCACAAAAGCAUCUGUAAACAACCAGCCCAUGAGCCCAACGGCAUCUGUAAACAACCAGUCCAUGAGCCCAACGGCAUCUGUAAACAACCAGUCCAUGAGCCCAACGGCAUCUGUAAACAACCAGCCCAUGAGCCCAACGGCAUCUGUAAACAACCAGCCCAUGAGCCCAACGGCAUCUGUAAACAACCAGCCCAUGAGCCCAACAGCAUCUGUAAACAACCAGCCCAUGAGCCCAGCUGCAUUUGUAAACAAACAGCCCAUGAGCCCAGCUGCAUUUGUAAACAAACAGCCCAUGAGCCCAGCUGCAUUUGUAAACAAACAACCUAUAAGCCCAACAGCAUCUGUAAACAAACAGCCCAUGAGCCCAGCUUCAUUUGUAAACAACCAGACCAUGAGCACAACAGCAUCUGUAAACAACCAGACCAUGAGCCCAACAGCAUCUGUAAACAACCAGACCAUGAGCACAACAGCAUCUAUAAACAACCAGCCCAUUAGCCCAACAGCAUCAACAGGAGGAGUGCCUGUUUCCAUAGCAACAGCCACAGCAGAGCAGAGUGACACAGCAUCUGUAAAGAACCAGCCCAUGAGCCCCAGCAGCAUGUGUAAACAACCAGCCCAUGAGCCCAGCAGCAUGUGUAAACAACCAGCCCAUGAGCUCAGCAGCAUGUGUAAACAACCAGCCCAUGAGCUCAGCAGCAUGUGUAAACAACCAGCCCAUGAGCUCAGCAGCAUGUGUAAACAACCAGCCCAUGAGCUCAGCAGCAUGUGUAAACAACCAGCCCAUGAGCUCAGCAGCAUGUGUAAACAACCAGCCCAUGAGCCUCAGCAGCAUGUGUAA